ACCGGAAGCACGUUGAAAGUGAAAAUGGCAAGCGAAGAUCUGACAGCUACUUUUGUUAGCAUAGGUUUGAGUGAACAGAAGGCAAAGGAGACUGUUAAAAAUGAACAGCUUUCUUCCAGUCUUAAACAAGCCAUCGAACAGGCAAGAAAAUGUGGAGUUCAGAGUAUAGAUAAAGAAAUGGGAAAGUUGUUGUAUAAUAUAGCUACAAAGUUAAAGACACAGAUUAAAAUUCACCAGGCUAUGAUUGUGGAGUAUAUUACAAAAAAGAAAAUAACGACAGAGAUACAACUUAAUGCUGCUAUGGAUUAUCUUCUCCACCAUCCACUUCCUCCUGUGGAUAAAAUUAAGUUUGAGGCAGAAUGUGGAGUAGGUGUCACCAUAUCUCCAGACCAAGUAGAAGCUGCUGUAGAAGAAGUAGUACAGAAAUACAAAGAUGACUUGAUAGAAAAGAGAUACAGGUUUAACACAGGCUUAAUCAUGAGUGAGGCAAGAAACAAGCUAAAGUUUGCUGAUGGUAAAAUUAUCAAGAAUGAAGUAGAUAUGCAGAUUCUUGACCUUCUUGGUCCAAAGACUGAAGCUGACCUAGCUAAACCAGUAAAACAAAAGCAGACUGGCAUGAAAGGAUCUGAAUCAAGUAAAUCAUUGAAAUCAACAGAAUCUAGUAAAUCAUUGAAAGAUGAAGGAUCAAAGCCAACAGAGAGUUUUGUAGGAGAGGAUGGGGAAGUCAAAAGUUUCAUGGAUAUAAUGGGAGCAGCACUUAAGUUUCAUAAAACAGGGGAAAAUUAUAAAACAGAAGGUUAUGUGAUAACACCUAAGACCAUGGAAUUAUUGAAGGAACAUAUGAGUGUUACUGGAGGCAAGGUACAUUCCAGAUUUCCACCAGAACCAAAUGGUAUUCUACAUAUUGGCCAUGCAAAAGCUAUCAACUUUAACUUUGGUUAUGCUAGAGCUCAUGAUGGGAACUGUUACUUAAGAUAUGAUGAUACCAACCCAGAGAAAGAGGAGGAGAAAUUUUUUAAAGCUAUUCUUGAGAUGGUUCAGUGGUUAGGAUACAAACCAUUUAAAGUUACCCAUGCCUCAGAUAAUUUUGACAGAUUAUAUGAGCUGGCUGUAGAAUUGAUCAAGAGAGGACAUGCAUAUAUUUGUCAUAUGAAAUCUGAAGAUAUAAAAGGUUUCAAUCCUCCAGAUUCUCCAUGGAGAGACAGACCUAUUGAAGAAUCUCUACAGUUAUUUGAAGAUAUGAAGAAUGGAAAGAUAACUGAAGGUGAUGCUACAUUGCGAAUGAAAACAACAUUGGAGGAAGGAAAGAAAGAUCCAGUGGCAUAUAGGAUAAAAUUUACCCCUCAUCACAGAACUGGGGAUAAAUGGUGUAUAUACCCAACCUAUGAUUAUACUCAUUGUUUAUGUGAUUCUAUAGAAAACAUCACCCAUUCUUUGUGUACUAAAGAGUUUCAAUCAAGACGGUCAUCCUACUAUUGGUUAUGUAAUGUACUGGACCUGUAUUGUCCUGUCCAGUGGGAAUAUGGACGACUGAAUCUCAACUAUGCUGUUGUCUCCAAACGAAAAAUAGGCAAAUUAAUAACUGAAGGAUAUGUAAGAGAUUGGGAUGACCCAAGAUUGUUUACAUUAACAGCUUUACGUAGACGUGGUUUCCCACCAGAGGCUAUCAACUUAUUCUGUGCAAAAGUAGGAGUCACAAUGGCUCAGACAGUUUUAGAUCCUUCCAUGCUGGAGGCUUGUGUUAGGGAUGUACUUAAUGUUACUGCUCCAAGAGCAAUGGCUGUUUUAGAACCUUUGAAAGUUACAAUCAGUAAUUUCCCAGGUGAUCAUUCAGGGAGUCUGGUCAUUCCCAAUUUCCCUGCAGAUGAAACUAAAGGAUCUCAUACUAUUCCUUUUACCUCAACUAUUUUUAUAGAAAGGAGUGACUUCAAAGAGAAAGCAGAUAAGAAUUAUAAAAGGUGGUCUGCAGAUCAACCUGUAGGACUUAGACAUGCUGGUUAUGUCCUGAGUAUAGACAAAAUAAACAAGGAUAGUGACGGUAACAUCACUGACUUACAAGCUACCUGUACUAAAACAACAGAAACACAAAAACCUAAAGGAUUUAUACACUGGGUUGCUAAUCCCAUUGUUUGUGAAGUCCGUCAAUACGAGCGUCUGUUUUUCCAUAAAAGUCCAGAGGAUCCAACUGAAGUUCCUGGAGGUUUUUUAACAGAUAUUAAUCCGAAUUCAAUGUCAGUGAUAACUAAUGCUUAUGUUGAUGUAUCAGUGAAAGAUGCCAAACAUUUUGACAAGUUCCAAUUUGAAAGGGUUGGUUUCUUUAGUGUGGACACAGACACACAUCAUUCUAGGAUGAUUUUUAAUAGGACAGUUACUCUGAAAGAGGAUCCUGGGAAGAAAUAGACAGUGCAAUUAGAAACAUUUUACAAUGUCAUCCAUAUCUAUUUAUUAAAAAGUGCUAUUAUUUAA
Mytilus californianus (California mussel) is the source of this 2466-nucleotide messenger RNA. Its product is annotated as glutamine--tRNA ligase-like. Gene Ontology annotation, cellular component: cytoplasm; aminoacyl-tRNA synthetase multienzyme complex; cytosol. The transcript is spliced from 23 exons. NCBI's taxonomy places the organism in Eukaryota, Metazoa, Mollusca, Bivalvia, Mytilida, Mytilidae. The record is from RefSeq and is a predicted model, not a curated record. Bases 25 to 2400 code for a protein of 791 amino acids. Gene Ontology annotation, biological process: glutaminyl-tRNA aminoacylation; translation. Gene Ontology annotation, molecular function: glutamine-tRNA ligase activity; ATP binding.